AUGGUAGCCUCCACCACCUUCUCCAUCAUCCUCUCUCCACUCUCGCUUUCUGCCACCGGUCCCCAGCUGACUGCACCAUUCACGGGGAAACCUUUAGAGAAGAGCCUCAGUCAUCUAUCCGGCAACUCAUCCAUCACUGCAAAAUGUACCAGCCAACAGGAAUAUGAACCCAUCAUCUACCACCCCAAACGCUCCUCCCAGAGUGUACACCAGGACUUCACAGUUCAGUGUGAAAAGAUGGACAUUCCUUUUCUUUCCUAUCUACCCACAGAGGUGCAACUCAUCAACGAUGCCUACAACCUAGUGAUUGAUGCUAUGCUGGGCCCAGAGUCUGACCCCACUAAUGUUAAGGAGCCGCGUCCUGGUAUUCUGUGCAGCUUGAAGCAGGUCAAGAUUCCCAUUGCCAGUGUGGAUGUUCCAUCAGGUUGGGAUGUAGAAGAGCCGAGUCAGGACGGGAUACACCCCGAAGUUCUCAUCUCGCUCACAGCACCGAAGAAGUGCUCCAUGAGUUUCUCUGGCAAGCACUUCUUGGCCGGGCGCUUUCUGCCUUAUGACAUCCAGAAGAAAUAUGAGCUGAACCUACCGGACUACCCUGGCACAGACUGUGUUAUAGAACUGUAACACACCAGCUGUGAUGCUCUGAUGUACCCAUUUUAGUUGCGUAAAACAGAUUCCACUUGAGUUUAAUGUGCUGUUGAGGUAGUGUAGACCAGCGGUCCUCAACCUUUGUAGUGCCACGGAUGGGUUAAACGAUAAGACGGCCAAUAAAAACUGGUAUUUCCUAAAUACAAUAAUAAACGUUUAGCCACUUUAUUAGCAGCAUCCUCGUAACAUGGCGCUAGUCUUUCAAUGCAGAACGCCGGUUUUGAAGGCUUCAUCGCCUCAUUGGAGAGGUGUUUGCCAUGUCGGCUGGAAUUGGGUGCAAUUUUCUUUGAAGACGUAGAGUUUUCUUCUGUCUUCUCACUGGCUCUUUCCCCUGCGCUAAGAAAUUUCCCAAAGACGUUUGUUGUUUGUGAUGGAGACGAGCAUCUUCACGUCUCAAGUGUGAGUCAUAGUCAUAGGUGAAGGAGGGAAUAAUUAUUCAAAAGAAAGCAUCGUUCAGAAUCAGAUAAAAAGUAAAACGGAAAUAAUGGAACCUGCGGACCGCUGCUGGUCUGUGGCCCGGGGGUUGGGGACCACUGCUGUAGAGGGAUGUUAUGUAGCAACUAAAGUGUGAGUCAUGUGUUUUUAGAGAAUGGCAUAAAAGAAAUCUGCGUGUCAGACUUCAUAAAAAGCCGUAGCGUUGCACUGUUUCCCAGUUCCAUUUGAUAAGACCGUACAAUGAGGGAUGAGUUUUAUUUUUUACCGAUGUCGGAGGCCGUAAGUAAUUUAUGUUCCUAUAUAUUUCGUAUAUUUCAGCUGUGAGGGUUGUAUGUUGCUGUUUUCAUUUCUGCAAACCACAGAUAUAUGUGAGCUGAGUAAAUAGUAGGUUUUUAUAUGUAUGCAUGUCUACAGAUGUGCACAUCAACGUAGAAGGAUUUUUAACAACAGUCAGAAAGAAGGGAAUGACACUGAUCCCAUGCAUUUGUAAGUGUGGUUAGGUAAAACAAAAUCCCACCUGGAUAAAGCAUUAGUAUGUUUUUGUUGGGUGUGAGAGUCAGUAAUUACAGGCCAAAAGAAAUUCAGACACCGAGAGCACAGGGAGAAAACGUUCAACCGUGUAUUAAUAAGGUAAGUUGAAAACCAACGGCAUGAUGCUUUAUUAGUGGCUGUAUUUGUAAAUGUCUUUUUGUAAUGUAAGAUUAACCAAUCAUGACAUUGGCGUGUAGUGUGUGUGGAGGGGAUCAGGAAGCUGGUCGUGGUCCAGACCGGACUGUUUGGUGUGCCAGAUUCGGCCCAUGUGCCGCUGGUUGAUGAUCACUGCCGUUACUGAUAAUCCAGUUGACGAUGACUGCCCUAAACGUGGUGGAGAACCGCGGCGGCUGUAGAAAUGCUAACAGGCUACAUUUAGGGCCGAUAAGUAAAAGGUGAAAAUCAGAAAGAUGUGUGAUAGUUUGCAGAGAGGUAAAAUAUCAACACUUUUGUCAUAUGAAGGUGAGGUGGUAAAUGUAAGAGUUGAAAAGAAGUUUUGCUCAACAGUUGUAUUGGGGGCAGCAGU
Messenger RNA from Cynoglossus semilaevis (tongue sole), 2137 nucleotides. Its product is annotated as yjeF N-terminal domain-containing protein 3-like. The transcript is spliced from 5 exons. Lineage: Eukaryota; Metazoa; Chordata; Actinopteri; Pleuronectiformes; Cynoglossidae. The coding region runs from base 1 to 621 and encodes 206 amino acids. Gene Ontology annotation, cellular component: mitochondrion. The record is from RefSeq and is a predicted model, not a curated record. Gene Ontology annotation, molecular function: NAD(P)HX epimerase activity.